Messenger RNA from Lolium rigidum, 1056 nucleotides. RefSeq names its product transmembrane emp24 domain-containing protein p24delta3-like. Gene Ontology annotation, biological process: Golgi organization; intracellular protein transport; endoplasmic reticulum to Golgi vesicle-mediated transport. The coding region runs from base 1 to 843 and encodes 280 amino acids. The transcript has 5 exons. Gene Ontology annotation, cellular component: endoplasmic reticulum-Golgi intermediate compartment; endoplasmic reticulum; Golgi apparatus. NCBI's taxonomy places the organism in Eukaryota, Viridiplantae, Streptophyta, Magnoliopsida, Poales, Poaceae. The record is from RefSeq and is a predicted model, not a curated record.
AUGGCAUACGAGGCGGCGCAUGCGGAGGCACGCGUCCGCCAUGUCAAGCUCGAUGUCGUCACCCUCGACGAGGAAAAUGCCCCUAACUUCGGCCCCCGGAAGCCCGUCGCCUACCCACGCCGUCUCUCCCCUCGCACUACCGCAGGCGUGCGCUCUGCAGCUCCCUCCCGCACCCCUCGCAAGGCGGAGAUCCCCACAUCGGCGGCUAUGGCACGCUCGCCGGCGGUAGCCCUCGUGGCGGCUCUGGCACUCGCCGUCGCAUGUCUCCGCGCUGAGGCGGUGUGGCUCGAUUUGCCGCCGACGGGGACCAAGUGCGUGUCGGAGGAGAUCCAGGCGAACGUGGUGGUGCUCGCCGACUACUCCCUCAUGUACGAGUCUCGCCCCACCUCCCACCCUACCCUCGCCAUCAAGGUUACUUCACCAUAUGGGAACACCUUGCAUGAAAGUGGAAAUGCUACAGUUGGUCAAUUUGCAUUCACAACCAAAGAAGCUGGAAACUAUCUCGCCUGCUUCUGGAUGGAUAGUGCAGAGAAAGAAUCGGGAGUAUCUUUAAAUCUUGAUUGGAAAAUUGGGAUUGCAACCAAGGAUUGGGAUGCUAUUGCCAAGAAGGAAAAAAUCGAGGGCGUAGAACUAGAACUUAGGAAGCUUGAAGUGGCAGUAGAGUCCAUUCAUCAGAACAUGAUAUAUCUCAAAGCAAGGGAAGCGGAGAUGCGAGAAGUGAGCGAGAAAACAAACAGCAGGGUUGCUUGGUUCAGUAUUUUGUCGCUGAGUGUGUGCAUCGCUGUUUCAGUGUUGCAGGUGUGGCAUCUUCAAGGGUACUUCGCGAAAAAGAAGCUUAUCUAGAUUAAACUCAUUUUUUGUUGCGCUGUAGCUCCUGAAUGUGCUGCUCAUCAUGGAGAAAUGGAUAUGUUUGUUAUCUUUAGUUUGAAGUGAACACUUCACCAGUACUGAUGAGCAACGUGUACUGUAUAUGUAGUCUAACCGUGAUUCAGUUUAGAUUGUGCUGUGAAUUGUGGUUGGAGGAUAUCUUGGCUACUUGUAUUCUUGUUGCCUUCA